Messenger RNA from Silurus meridionalis, 3056 nucleotides. RefSeq names its product heterogeneous nuclear ribonucleoprotein L-like. Gene Ontology annotation, molecular function: mRNA binding. The record is from RefSeq and is a predicted model, not a curated record. NCBI's taxonomy places the organism in Eukaryota, Metazoa, Chordata, Actinopteri, Siluriformes, Siluridae. The transcript has 13 exons. Gene Ontology annotation, biological process: regulation of RNA splicing; mRNA processing. Gene Ontology annotation, cellular component: nucleus. The coding region runs from base 249 to 1910 and encodes 553 amino acids.
GCAGGAUGCCCCGCAGAAUGCCCCGUUCUCUAGGACAAGUACGACACCAACACGUCCAAUCUGGCAACACAGAGCUUGGAGCUUCUCGGCAAACAUCAGCGAGCCUCACACGCAGUGCUGCCGACCAACCGACCGACUGUGCGCGCGCUCUCACGCUCUCCGACUCUUCGGCUUUCCGCUGAAUCGUCCCUCCCCGCUGCGGCGUUAUUCCCCUGGUUUGCUUUUUGUUGGUUGUUUUUUUUACGAGCAUGUCGCUGAUGGAGGACUACGCGGAGGAGGAGUACGAACGCGCGCCCAAGCGUCUGAAAACAUCGGAGGUGGAGGAAGGAGAGGAGCUGGAGGAAGGAGAGGACUCGGACUCAGCAUCCGCCGGGCUGCUAGGAGACGAGGAGGAGGAGGACACGCGCCGCUCUGGAGGGAAGGACCGGGCCCGGUGGAGCAGCGCGACCUAUACCACCAAAGCGGUUCGGAAGGAUAACGGGGAUGAGACCCACAGGAUUGCGCCAUCCCCGGUGGUCCACGUUCGGGGACUGUGUGAGUCGGUAGUGGAAGCUGACCUGGUGGAGGCUUUGGAGAAGUUUGGAAACAUCUGCUACGUGAUGAUGAUGCCGUUUAAGCGUCAGGCUCUGGUGGAGUUUGAGGAUGUAGAGAGCGCUGAUCGCUGUGUGGGCUGUGGCUCCAGAGAGGCGGUGUACAUCGCGGGACAGCAAGCCUAUUUCAACUACUCCACCAGCAAGCGCAUCACACGGCCCACAAACGCAGACGACCCCAACAGUGGAAACAAAGUGCUGCUGCUUUCCAUUCAGAACCCUCUUUACCCCAUCACUACAGAUGUUUUAUACACAGUGUGCAACCCAAUCGGCAACGUGCUGCGCAUCGUCAUCUUCAAGCGCAACGGAAUUCAGGCCAUGGUGGAGUUUGAAUCGGUCCAGAAUGCCCAGAAGGCCAAAGCGGCCCUCAAUGGAGCCGACAUAUACGCCGGCUGCUGCACACUGAAAAUCGAGUACGCUCGGCCCUCACGCCUCAACGUCAUCAGAAACGACAACGACAGUUGGGACUACACCAAACCCUUUUUGGUCAGACGAGAGCGUGGUAAAGGUAGACAGAGGCAGGCCAUCCUGGGGGAGCAUCCGUCCUCGUAUGGCGACAACGGUUAUGGGUCACACUGCCCCCUGCUGCCUCUGCCCAGUAACACCAGGUUUAAGAGGAGUUCUCAUGAGGUACCUGAUGUUGUGGCGUACCCUCUGCCCCAGACCUCCUCCUACAUUGGCCACUCCUCCAGUUCUGUUGCCAUGGUGAGCGGCCUGCAUCCCACCAAGAUGAACUGCACCCGCAUCUUCAACCUCUUCUGUCUCUAUGGUAACAUUGAGAAGGUAAAAUUCAUGAAGAGCGUUCCUGGAACAGCCCUGGUGGAGAUGGGAGAUGAGUAUGCUGUUGACCGUGCCAUCACACAUCUUAACAGUAUCAAAGUCUUCAGCAAGAGGCUCAACGUAUGCGUGUCCAAGCAGCACGCAGUCAUCCCCAGCCAGGUUUUUGAGCUGGAGGACGGUUCGAGCAGCUACAAAGACUUUGCCAUGACUCGCAACAACCGCUUCACCAGCGCUGGGCAGGCAUCCAAAAACAUCAUCCAGCCUCCUUCAUGCGUGCUGCACUUCUACAAUGUCCCUCCCUCCAUCUCUGAGGAAGACCUGCAGAGGUUAUGCACAGAGCAGGACGUGCCAGGCUUCAUCAAGUUUAAAGUGUUUGACGCCAAACCGAGCUCCAAAACCAUCUCGGGCCUUCUGGAAUUUGACAGCAAAACACACGCAGUGGAAGUACUGACAGUCCUGAAUCAUUACCAGAUCAGAAUACCUAACGGCUCCAAUCCCUACACCCUGAAGCUGUGCUUCUCCACCUCAUCCCACCUCUGAAGAGGAGCUGAAGACGCACACUUCACACCAUCGCGCUGUUUACACUGGACGGAGAUGAUGGGAAGAGAAAGCUACAGAGUGUGAGGGAGAAGGGCGUAGAGAGAGGGAUGACACACACGUGGUCGUCACCCUUAGCAUGAGGACUUCAAGCGCAAAACACUCAAGAAUUCCUUCGUUUCUUCAUUUUUUUUAAGACUCUUAAGUGUUUUCUCAUUACAUUCUGGUAAAACCAGAAACUGACUGACUUUACAAUAAUGAUGUCAUCUCAUCGAAAGUGAGUUUCCCAUGGGCAAAAAAAAAAAAGAAACAAACACGGACGCCUUUUUAAUUUGUGUGUUUUCGUCCUUCUUUCUUCUUUGAAUCUUGUGUGCUGCAGAAAACACACGAGGUACGCAACCUAAAAGACAAUAUCGUAUGAACUACUGUUAUGCCGAUGAUACUGACAUGGAGAAUAGACGUAUAAGAGUGUAAUGAGUGGUGUAUGUGUGUUGACAUAGAGAGAGAGACCUAAAGUGGUAUUGGGCAAACAGGGAAUCUGUUUAUAGGCUGUAAUUUAGAUCCUUCUGUAAUAUUGUUGUGUAUAGAUGCCAAGGCAUGAGGAAUUAUGAGAAUUACUGGCACACAAGGUGGCCUUAUAAGCCUUUAGGUUGAGUUUUGCAGGGGGAAAAAUGUGUAGUUGUAUUGCUAGUUCUGCUAGUCUGGAUCAUGUGCUAAAGGCUUUAUUAGAUUUAGGCCCCUGAGAGUCUGUGCUUUAUGGGUGAUUAGAAUAUUAUUCAUAAAAUUAUGGCGGUGGUUGUAUGGCACACUGCUGCUCCACAGCUAGACUAUAAAAUCUAAAAUCCUGCUAUGUAAACCUCAUAUCUGGCUCAAAAAGAACCGGGACAAAUUUUGUAUCCUUCGCACAAGGCAGCCUUGACCUCUUUCAAAUGGAUUCUUUCAAUAAUGGCAAUAACAACAAAAAAAUAUUUAACCCCAAUUUAAAGAUUUAAAUCUAGCUUUGGAUCACAGUAUGUCAGACAGAAAUACAAAGAUCACGUGUGCAGUGUUCUCAGUUUACUCUCACUUGUCCAUGUGUAUAAUUGGCACGUCACAUCAUCUGCGGUUCACUGUGAGCAUGUCCAGCCAUUAAACACAUUUGCCAGCUGA